AACUUUUUCGCAUUGUUUAUUUACAUUGGCAUAAAUACAAAAUAAACAUGGAUCCUUCAAUUAUUGAGUUUAUUGGCGAGAAGUCCAUGAUUAGUAUAAUUCCCAACUUCUCAAAUGAACCGCUACAUCUGGUUUAUGGCUCAGUGGGUCCGUUUCGCGCUGGCUUUCCAGUUUUUGUGCCGCUGUGGCUUGCCACACAUUUGCGAAAACAAGAAAAAUGCCGAAUUGUUCCGCCCGAAUGGAUGGAGCUGGAAACAUUGGAGGAGAUUAAGGAGGAAGAGAAGCGCUCCAAAUUCUUCACAAAGAUGCCCUGCGAACAUUAUAUGGUUGUCGCUCAACUGGUCAUGAGCACAGCUCCAGAUGAUGUGCCACGCUGCGAGGAGCUGCGGACUAUUAUUAAGGACAUCUUCGACAUACGUGAAUCGAAAUUGCGCACCUCUAUCGAUGCCUUCAUCAAGGGCGAAGGCACCUACGCCAAGCUGGAUAAUUUAACACUCUUAGAAAUUCACAGUGUUCGUCCUAUUCUGCCCUAUUCCCUGGAUCACAUAGCGCGCUACCAAAGAAUGGCCACUGCCUCGCAGCGAGAUACCUCCAUGUUGGGCUUGAAUACAACGGGCAGCGCUUCAGGUACAGGUUCUAUGAGCAAUUCCCUUUUCACACAGUAAAAGUUUGUGAUAAAUAAGCUUAAGUUUAAUUGUAGAUAAAUAAAUAUA
Messenger RNA from Drosophila arizonae, 713 nucleotides. RefSeq names its product DNA replication complex GINS protein PSF2-like protein (gene Psf2). NCBI's taxonomy places the organism in Eukaryota, Metazoa, Arthropoda, Insecta, Diptera, Drosophilidae. Gene Ontology annotation, cellular component: nucleus; GINS complex. The record is from RefSeq and is a predicted model, not a curated record. Gene Ontology annotation, biological process: DNA replication; double-strand break repair via break-induced replication.